AUGUAUCUUACCUUUCCAAGCGGCAAACAUAGCCAAGAUGGCGGCGACAUCUCUAGCAAGAGAAAAGCGCCUGCUGGCGGCGAUGUCAGUCGCAAGAGAAAAGCGCCUGCUGGCGGCGAUGUCAAUCGCAAGCCCAGAAAGCAAUCGCCAUCCGGCACCGAUGACGACGCGCCCUCGCUCGAAAACCCUCCCAGUUUUGCCUGCCCGCUGUUUAGAUACGACCCCGUCGUGCAUCACGAAUGCUUGAUGUUUAUGCUGCCGGCGCCGUGGGUCGUCCAGUGCCACUUGCAACGAAGACACAGUUCGGACCAGCGUUGUCCUACUUGCGGCAGCUACUUCACAUCGCGUAGUAAGCUCAAGGCGCACCAGGAGCAGAAGCAGCCGUGCCGCGCGAUGCCCCUCGAGCGCCAUUACCACGAUCUUGGACCCGAGCGAUUGGCGCAGCUGUCCACGUUUGACGAAAAGACGCGGUUCAUGGACAAACCCGCCCAGUGGAGCUGGAUUUGGGGGGUGGUGUGUCCCAAGCCUGACCAACCGCCGCCACCGAACAUGUAUUUGGACGGAAUGCUUGGCGAGAUGCUCAGUGUGGGACUCGAGGCUCGCGAUCGUGGUAUCAGCUGGUUGCCACAGCUCCUCGAAGUGCAUGGCGUUAGCAUCAAGCACCGCGACACCCUGUGUGAGAAAAUCCGGGAUAUAUUCCUUGGAGCACGGCCGGAGCAGGACAUCGGCAGUGUCGCGAACACCGUUGUCAUACGUGCACGAAGCCAAAUUCAACCGCUUCUUACAAAAGCAGGCAUCAGCGACGUCGAUGGCGCCUUGGCUGGCGAAAUAUUGGCCCUCUUUUUUGGCGAUGGCGCGAAACGAGACCCUCUCGCAAUCCCCAGCCUGACACACUUGCCGAGGCCAGCGGCGGCGAGGAAAAUGAACUGGGCAUGGAUAGACAGUGACGACGACGACGACGACGACGGCGGCUCGGUCAACCCCAUGCGUCGUCAUCUUAUGCCGAUGCCAUUUACAACAACAAAAACAGAAGGCGUCGAGUGGGACAUGGCCGAAUCGGCUGGCCCGCCUCAGCCGGGGCCAGUCAUACAACCUAAAAUGACCAAACGGCGUGCCUAUAUAGCCGAAAUCUCUGCAUCCAUAUUGGCUGCCCUCACUUCGCUGGAAAUUGACGCGGACGACGAACGCGAAAAGGGCGAUGAUGACAAGGACAAGGGCAAAUCCCCAAUCAAGCCUUCUGUUCAGAACUUGCGCGAAGCUUUACGAUCGCGGGACCGCCAAGAACUUCAUGAUUUGCUGAAUGCAUGCUUCGAGCACGUUGCUUCAGAGGAAUAUUCCUGGCUGGCAGAGCUCAGAAGCUUAGGGUACUCUUCCUCGGACAUCGCCGACGAGUUGCUGGAACGAGAAGUCUGUGGACCCUGGAUUUUCCAGCCAGUUGUGCUCCCUUUUGCGCGGCAACUUAUGGAUGGCCAUCAUCAGCCACGUUGUGUUCACAACUUCGACCAGGCUCAGUCUUCGACAAAUCCUGAUAUUCAAGAGGGGACCGAGUCGAUGUUUCCCGUAAAAUACGUGCACGGAAAUCAUCCAACUCUCACUCCACAGCAAAGCAUCGAAUAUCUGUGCGGUCUAUGUGGGGUGCGGCCAUCUGCAGAUGGACGUUCAGAGACCGACCUGGGUUCGGUCACUUUUGAGGCAGGUCCCCAAGCCAUUAUCAAAUUCAGUGAUAUGGCGUCCCACACAAGCGAGAUAUUGAAGAAUCUUGCCAACGCGGCUGGGAUGCUUCAGAUGCUCGGCGGGUGCUGUGACUCCUUGACCUUUCUUUACUGGCGUUACGACGAAAUCAGACUUCACCGUGUCCCCUUUUCAGUCAUCGGUCGGCUACAACAGAGCUUGAGCAACCCAACCGACCUCUCCGUCUUCGACGCACUUUAUGAGGCCAUGCCGUUUUUUGACAACGGUGUGCUUCUGGUUCAAAAACUCGGUCACGCAAACGUCCGUUUGCUGGUUGACCUGGCUGCUCGAUUUCUCAGCCUGUGUUUCCUCUCGUACGCCCAGGGGCACCGGGGACCGAUAAGUCCGUUCUUUCUCGACACGCCGUUGGAAACCGUGCUGCUUACAAGCUCGACGACACCUGCACCUACCCUGUGCGGUUCUUUGGUGGAAUCGACGUGCAUUGGGGAUAUGGUCGGGGGCCCGUUGUUCGCAUUCCACAUGGAAACGGGGUGGAAGAAGUCGAUCAACUGGUGGCUGAAAUGCACUCCUGACAGCAAGCUGGAUCUACUUGCGUGCGCGGAGGAUGUACUGGAUACAUGGGGACCAGGGGAGGCCCUGAUGUCGAAAGACAAGCCAGGCGAACUGCUCGCAAUCUCUAUCGGCGGCGGCACCAUCGUCGCCAUCGAGCCCACGCCCUCAGAAAACAGCGGUGAAACCCCGCCGCUCUUACACUGGAGUUCGGGAUCGAUCUUACCAAGCAGCCUGCCCAGGGGCUUCGGCUUCCGGGAAGUUAUGAGAAUAGGGGCAACUGUAAUGGAGAAUCUAGGCUGUGUGGGGCGUCCAAGCGAGCGCCUGCGCAGGUUCCCUUCGCUGCUCAGGGACCUGGGAGUACGUCCCGCGUCUUGGGAGCCGUCCGAGAGGCAACUCGGGCUCGGCUUUCACGCCCAAGCAGCUCAGUCCGGCUUUGCUAUCGCACGGUUCAACCAAAACUGGAUCAAAAUGAAGGAGGUCACCAAGAAGGCCGCGCUGCUGGCUCGCCCGCGACUAUACACCCCGGACCUAGACAGCCGCAUUGGGGUCCAGAUCAGCGUUUGCACCGGGAUUGCACGGCGCGUGCGACUACGCGACCUGCUUGCCGACGUUCUCCCUGCUUAUGUGGCCGGGCUUGUCACGAAACCACAAGAGUGGGAUGUGCUGGACCGGACACACGACAUAACAGCCUCUCUCCAAGGGGACAAUGAUCUUGGCUGCUGGCUGGCAAACCUCACCCAUGGCCAGCAGAGGGCAUUUGAGGACCUCGUCCGGGACGUUCUGAGCCUGCUCAGAGACACUGGCUUUAACCGAAGAGACCAGGAAUUUACCGUCGCCUGCAUCCAACCCCGUCUUCAUCCUCAGUGCUUCAAAAUCCCCUGCAAGGAGGAGAACGUGUGGACGCGUUUACUCGCAGACUCUGAGGACACGGCCACCUUCGCCUAUGCUACGACAAGAUGCUUGGAAACAGCAAAGGUGAAAUGCAGCAACCCAGCGGCACCCUGGAUCAACUCUACCAGCAUGCUGUCGACGGUGGUCUCGUGCUGUGAGGGGCGCAUCGCCACCACGCCACCAGCGCCGCCUUCCACUCCGCCGAAAUCGCCCUUCUUGCCUCUGCAGUUGCCCCCAACGCCGCCUCCACUGCUCCCAACACUGUCCGCAGUGCUUCCAACCCUGCAGGCAACAUCCUCAACUCUAGCGACAUUGCCCCCAACGCCGAGUGCUGGCCCCAGUACCGCUGCCGGCUCCGGCUCAUCUCCUGGGGAAGUUGCUGUUAUUGCGGCUCCCGUGCCGGUUCACUGGACAUUGAAGCACCGCGAGUCAUACUACAUUGGCCAUCCCGAUGCGCUUCUGCUCGUAUCUGUCCACAAGCCCGAGGAGCAAAGGGAGCCGACUCUGCUAGUUUCCCCAAGCACGAUCCCGGGGAUGCGGUUGCGUAGACUCUUGAAUGGGGGACCUGGGAAGAGGAAGCCUUUGCGUCUUAGAGAGAUGGCGUUGUACGAUGAGGUUUCUGUUGCUGAAAGCGUCGUGGUUCUCGUUGGCCGGCCGGAAGAAGGUGGGAUAUCUACCUAA
Messenger RNA from Gaeumannomyces tritici R3-111a-1, 3816 nucleotides. RefSeq lists its product as hypothetical. The record is from RefSeq and is a predicted model, not a curated record. NCBI's taxonomy places the organism in Eukaryota, Fungi, Ascomycota, Sordariomycetes, Magnaporthales, Magnaporthaceae. Bases 1 to 3816 code for a protein of 1271 amino acids. The transcript has a single exon.